Molecule: messenger RNA, 3243 nt
Organism: Musca vetustissima
Lineage: Eukaryota; Metazoa; Arthropoda; Insecta; Diptera; Muscidae
Gene: mus301
Product: helicase POLQ-like
Exons: 9
Coding region: 1-3243 (1080 amino acids)
Molecular function (GO): ATP binding; nucleic acid binding
Source: RefSeq, a predicted model, not a curated record
AUGUCUCGAAAUUCCCGAAAUAUCAGAGCCCGCGAAAAUUCAAAUGGUUCAAGUGAAGAACAACAAAUAAAACGUCAAAGAAGAUGUGACCGUACCAUAAUAGAACCCAGUGAAUCUGUCCUUUGGCCAGAAACGGAUGACAGCUUUUUCUCAGAUGUAAAAUUGGAUACUAUUCUCAAGUCCCAUCAGGGACAUGCGAACAAAAAAUCCACGAAUGCUAAAGGCAAUAGCUUCUUUCACAAUGACAAUGAUGAUAGCCUAUUCAGUGACAUUGUAUUGCCACAGGAAUCCGAAGGUGUACACAGUAAUGUGGGUGGCACUCCCAUAGAUCCCGUUUUACCAACAUCCGAUGCUGGCAUUUUGGGUGAUGAUACACUGUUCUCGGAAAUCGAUGUGGAUCAGUUGGUGGCCGAUGACAAUUGUAAAAAGGAAACCACAACCCAGACAACUUCGAAAACUAUGGAAGAACCGGAUCUUUUUAAUGAUGAUGAUUUUCCCCUCGAUGAAAUGCUGAUGCAGGGAACACAAAAAUUCUUAGCAGAUGUUGCAUUCAAAAUACCCAAACCUCCGGAUGGUGGGGGCAAUGGCCAGCAACCAAUUAAUAAAACUCAACGAAAUGUGGAUUGUUAUGUAGCGGGUACACAAUAUGAAACUCGGAAAGAAAUCCAAAAUCGUACCGUAAAUCCAUUGCAACAGACACACAUUAACAGGGAAAUAGAAAAUCUUUCGAAUAUUAGUUGGAAUGCUGAUGACUUCAAUGAAGAGGAGCCCAAAGAGGAUUUUCCCUGUAAGGGCGAUUUUUAUGGACUUCCAGAUAGAGUUAAACGUAUGAUUUUUGAAACUAAGAAUAUAAAGAGUUUGUAUGAAUGGCAAGAUGAAUGCCUCAAUUUACCAGCCAUACGACAACGUAAAAAUCUUAUUUAUGCCUUGCCUACAAGUGGUGGUAAAACUUUAGUAGCUGAAAUUUUAAUGUUACGCGAGGUAAUAUGCCGAGAAAAGAAUGUCCUAUUUAUAUUGCCCUAUGUGUCCAUAGUUCAGGAAAAGGUUAGUGCAAUGUCACCCUUUGCCAUUGCCUUAGAUUUCAUAGUGGAAGAAUAUACAGCCGGCAAGGGCAAAUGUCCGCCAGUGCCUAGAAAGAAACGAAAAAGUAUUUUUAUUGCUUCAAUUGAAAAGGGUGCGGUGUUGUUUGAUAGUCUAAUUGAAGCCGAAAGAGCCAAUGAAAUUGGACUAGUGGUUGUAGAUGAAUUACAUUUGAUUGGCGAACGGGGUAGGGGUGCCUAUUUGGAAGCUUUACUCACGAAAGUUAUGUAUUUAAAUGCAAAAAUACAAAUUGUUGGCAUGAGUGCCACCAUUGGAAAUCUGUCGGAAAUAUCACAGUUUUUAAAUGCCGAUGUUUAUACACGCGGUUUUCGUCCGGUCGAAUUAAAGGAAUACAUAAAAUGUGGCCGUGAUAUAUUACAAAUAAAUUUACAAGGACAAACAUUAGAGGAAAUUUUCGUAUUUAGUCGUAGUGUUAAUUUUAAUUAUAGCGAAGCUGUGUUACGUUCGGAUCCAGAUCAUUUAGCUGGUUUGGUAACAGAAUGUGCUCCGAAAAAUGGUUGUCUCAUUUUUUGUUCAUCACGUAAAAAUUGUGAAAAUGUUGCUGUACUGUUGAGUCGUGUUUUGCCCAACAAAUUCCUGGAAUAUCGUAAAAGUGAGAAGGCGGAUUUGAUGGAUGCUCUCGAUAAAGUCUGUGGCAUUUUGAGUCCGGUAUUGGCACGUACCAUACCAUAUGGUGUGGCUUAUCAUCAUUCGGGCCUCACAACCGACGAACGAAAAUUUAUCGAGGCAGCUUAUCGUUUCGGUGUUUUAAGUGUAAUCUGCUGCACCUCAACCUUGGCAGCCGGUGUAAAUUUACCAGCCAAAAGGGUGAUAAUAAGAGCACCCUAUGUGGGUGCCGAAUUUAUGACACUUUGUAAAUAUAAACAAAUGAUUGGACGCGCUGGCCGUGCCGGUAUGGGUGAGGCUGGCGAAAGUAUUCUCAUAAGUUCGAGUCGUGAUAAUGUCCGAGUUGGUGAAAUGCUCUUCUCCCCAAUGGACAAGGCUAUAAGUUCAUUGGAUUAUGAUGGCAAAAUUGGAUUACAGUCUCUUAUUUUAAGUGCAAUUGGCAUGGGAAUGGCUUCAUGUCGCGCGGAUUUGCAUCGUUUAGUCCAGAGCACUCUGUUGGCGGUGCAGGCCAGCCAAUUGGGCGUUUCAGUUACCACAAUGGUCAAGGAAAUACUUUGUGAAAUGUUUAAAAAUAAAGUUUUAAAAUUGGCCAACAACGAUGCCAAAAAGGAUAUUUCGGACAUAUUGAUAACCCAGGAUUUGGCCAACAAAACCAAUAAUCAUCAAUUGCCCGAACGUACAAUAAAGUUGCACAACACUACCCGUUUCCAAUUGACUACAAUUGGUAAGGCAGCUUUUAAGGCUGGCAUUGACUAUAAACGAGCCUAUGCCAUACACAAUGAGCUGGCCACAGCCCAAAAGCAAUUGAUUCUAACAAAUUAUGCCCACAUUCUGUAUUUGGUGGUAUGUUUCAAUUCCAAUGCCCAUGGUGACGAACUGUUUCCGGCGGAUCCAACAAUACUAUUUCAUUGCUAUGAAAAAUUGGAGGAACCCACACAACGUCUAUUCAAGCAAUUGGGUUUCACUGAGGCCCAUGCGGCAAAAAUGGCCAAAACCAUGUCCAUACAAGGCCCAAUGGAAUUGAAAUUAAAUCGUCUCUAUAAGGUUUUGAUACUUGUGGAUCUGCUUAAUUUAAUGCCCAUACCUAGUGUUGCGACCAAAUAUAAUAUUGAACGUGGUAUGCUACAGAAUUUGACAAGUCAAGCAACAGCAGCAGCCAGUGCUAUUGUACGUCUGUGUGAUCAGGUAGAGGAAUUUUGGUGUUUUAAAAGUCUCUUUGAACGUGUUGGCAAGAAAAUGGAUCGGUGUGGCACGGUGGAAUUAGAACCGCUGUUGGAAUUGCCAGCUGUGAAAAUGAAUCGAGCCAAACAAUUAUAUUCGGCCGGCUAUAAAACAAUUGAGGAUAUAGCCAAAUGUCGGCCAAUGCAAUUGGUAAAAUCUGUGGAACACAUGCCAUUAAGAAUAGCCAAAGAAAUUAUAUCAGCAGCCAAGAUAAUUUUAAUGAAAAAACUCGAUCAUUUGGAAGAAGAGACGGAAGCUUUAAAAGUUUGCCUUAAACCCAACAAUGAUAAUCUCAGCGAAGAAUUGCAAGUGUAG